UAAACACUGACUGAUUGUAUCUCUUGUACUUUAUCAACACAGUAUCUAAAAACUUUGCACCGUAGUGGUUAAAAUCUCAUUCUAAUAACAGUUAAAAGCGCAUUCGGUUAUUAGGUUUACGGGGUUAUUAAAUUAUGGUGAACGGUUGGUAGAAUUUUUUUUAAACAUUAUCUGCCAAUUACAUCUGCUACCCUUCUCCAAAUCUGUGCCCCUACCUGGCCCCCCCAACAAAAAUUUUCUAGACACGCCACUGACCGGUUGGUGUGUGGUUGCUGACACUUGCUAGGUGGUGAUGUCUGCAAAAAGGUUAGCAGAUUCACACCCAUAAUUUUCAUUUAAAAACAAAAAAGUACAUUUGUCCUGUAAUAGACAGCAAUGUCAAGCAAACAAUCACCAGUAAUUUGGGGAAUAGACAUUUUUCCCUAUGGUUGUCAGGGGACCAUUGUGUGAACUCUAGGGUCAUGUGACUGAAACAAAAGGUUUCAUAGCAACCUUAAGCACACGCUUGCCAACUGGUCAGGACAUACAUUUUUUUUUUUUUUUUGCCUAGUAAGAAUUGGCUUAAAGGGGUUGCUGACUGGUCUCUAGGCCUUAAGUACAGAUAAUAAACACACUGGUGUAACUAGCUGCUCUUGAGUAGUUUGUACUUGAACUUAUCAACUUUUAAGAUUGUGUAUAAUCAGCUUCAAAGAUCCAAAGUUAGCUUAAAGGAUCAAAGAGAAAUUUACUUCACAUGGGACACGGAGUCGAGACUGAAGGCAGACAGAGAUGCCCCAAAGUAAAAGAAAUCACAACUGUUACUAUUACAAUAUAAAGAAGAACUGAUGUAAGAUGAAAACAUUUUGGACAUAGAGUAUAACAUCGAUUAAACAGCAGCAUGGAUACACUCCGGCAAUUUUCAACAUUUAAUCAGAGGGUGAAAUUUUGUAGGUAUCCUGAAAAAUCAGAUGAAACUCAGCUUUCAGUUACUGAAUAAGAAGCAUACUGACAGCCUACUUCUGUUAGUACUUCUCAUGCAGAUGUCUAGUUUAUUUUCUCACCACUUUUCAUAAAAUACCAUUUUAGAAAUCAAUUAUAAAUAUAUUAUUGUAAAGCUUGUGUUAAAAACCUUUCAUUAAAAAACAAUCCCAUGAACUAGUUGCACGACAGCUUGUAGGACCCUUUUAUUAACAAGUGACUCAUAGAUUACCAAUAUUUCUUAUUGUUUUAUUGCUCAACACCUCAUAUUUUUUUCAAAACAUUUCAGUGUAAUGUUUACAUUAUGAGGAAUAACUUAUUGGAAGGUGAUUCAGGUUUUCCUGAACCACACUCACUUUAUUCCAAAUUUUAAAAAUUUGGGGUAUGUGUGUCCCCCACUUUACAUCUGCAGGUGGUGCUAUCUACCUGUGCAUCUAGCUGGCACUGGAAUUUAUGUGUCUUAGAGUUAAGGCUCACAACUCUUCAACUCUGCUGCAGCUAGCCUACAUUUUUCUGACAGAAUGUUGAAAUUAACCUUUUAUAAAUGUUCCACAACUUAUCUCAGUGCAACUAAAACUUUUGGAUUUUUUGACCUGAUUUCGCUGCGAAGGGCACACAUAGUCUAGUUGAUCAGUUCAACCAAUUAAGAUCGUGUCUUUGUACAAGAAAAUGCCAAUUUUGAAUUGAUAAAUCUAACUAAACAAAAGCCACUGAAACUCCUGGAAUUAUAUACCAGUUCAUUUUCUAGGAUUUUGAAGGAAAUCCGGAACAUUGUUCCAAAUUCCAUAAGAACUGUUGGUUUUAGCAAAGGUGACGGUUUACUGAAAACAUGAGAGAGAUGGAAGCAAAUAAAGGGAUUAAGAGAGAGACUGAAGUGAAAGAGGUGUGCAGGAAAAUGUUUGGGCAAGACAAGGAAAUAACCAGAAGACGAGAGGAAAAGAGCACAGGAAAUGUUGAGAUUUCCUUUGGUUGUUGGGUUCCUGACAUAUUUGCUCACUACCCUCUUUCCCUCCGGGAGUGUUAUAGUGAGAAGAAAGAGACAUCUCCGACUGAGAAGAAGAGCUUUUAUUUUGUAGUUACUGAAAGAGGGAGAUGUUGUGAGGCAAUGUGGAGAAGCUAUCUGAAGAUAUUUUCCUUUCUGAUUUUUCUGGAUUUUCAUUCAUCUUUCUGACUAUUUUUCUUUCAUGUUUUUGGUCAUCAGUUUUUGGGAAAUAAGGAAAUAAGUUACUGAUUGAUUUAUCUCUUCUUUUUGGUCUUUACCUUGUAACUUUUUCGCCGCUACUGCUUUGGUUGUUGUCAUUACAAACUUCCUGUAGUCAUGUAAUCAGCGGUUCAUUCGGCACUGGAUCCACCUUGUAUUAACCCUGUGACAGUGGGAUUUGAUUUUUUCAUUUCUGAGCGAGUUUUUACAGCCUUUCAGCUUUCAGGAUCGUGCUGCGUUCAACAUGUUACGCUGUAUUAUUCAGCGAGCCAACAACUUGAAACACUCUGACCCUCAGGCCAGUGUCAUUUUCAGAGGGUCCAAGAAGAAGACAAAGGUCAUCAAAAACAAUCCUAACCCUGUGUGGAAUGAGGGUUUUGAGUGGGAUCUGAAGGGGAUUCCUCUGGACUCUGGAGCUGAGAUUCACUGUGUUGUUAAAGAUCAUGAGAAAAUGGGGAGAAACAGGUUUCUGGGGGAGUGUCGGCUAGGUCUUAGAGAUGUGCUCAACUCUCCCAAUUUCGCCGCCACCUUCACCGUCUCCUUGCUGGACACCAAGAGGAACAACACAGGGGCCACGCUGACCCUGCAAGUUUCCUACCUUCCUCCUCCGGGAUCGGCUCCGAUGUUUCAGUCUCCUCCCCAGCUGGACCCUCAGCCUCAUAACAAUCCUAGUGUGGAGCUGGACACGGUCACAAUGAUCUCUCUGGAUACUUUGGGCGAGGAGGAUACAGAGAGUAUGAUGAUGCUUGAGCCCACAGAGGACCAGGGAGCAGACGAUGGACGCUCCAUGGUGAUAAUUGGUCCUCAGGGGCCCCCGGGCCAGGAAUCCCCCACCGCCCAGACGCCCAAGCGUUCACCGCCAUCCUACCACACCCAAGGAGGGCUGAGGAAGAGGAGGAGAGGAGCCAGCAGUCAGCCCAAACAGCUACCCAACAAACCACAGGAUCUACAGAUUCGUGUGCGGGUCAUUGAGGGACGACAGUUGCCGGGCAUCAACAUUAAACCUGUUGUUAAGAUAGCAGUUGCCGGGCAGUCCAAGAGGACCCGAAUCAGAAAGGGGAACAACCCAGUCUUUGAUGAGACUUUCUUCCUGAACUUCUUCGAGACACCCUCAGACUUGUUUGACGAACCCAUUUUCAUCACUGUAUGUGACUCUCGUUCGCUUAGAACUGACGCCGUGAUAGGUGAAUUCAAGAUGGAUGUGGGCACCAUCUACAAUGAGCACAGGCACUGCUUCUUGAGGAAGUGGCUUCUGCUUUGUGACCCUGACGACCUCUCUGCUGGGGUCAAAGGCUACCUGAAGGUCAGCUUGUUUGUCUUAGCAGCUGGAGAUGAGCCACCGGCUGAUAAACGUGAGUGUGUGGAGGAUAAAGAGGAUAUAGAAUCAAACCUGUUGAGGCCUGCAGGUCUGUCUUUGAGAGGAGCCUCGUUCAACCUGAGGAUCUUCAGAGCUGAAGACCUGCCACAGAUGGACGAUGCCUUCAUGGAUGGGAUGAGGCAAAUUCUUGGCUUUGAUAGCAACCGGAAGAAUCUGGUGGAUCCUCUGGUGGAGAUUCACUUUGCUGGCAAAACGAUUUGCACUAAGACUUUGGAAAAGAAUGCCAAUCCACAGUGGAACCAGCGCCUGGCCAUGCCAGUCAGAUUUCCUUCCAUGUGUGAGAAGAUGAGGAUCAGAAUUCUGGACUGGGAUAGAGCCAGUCACAACGACGUUAUCGGCACCACCCACCUCUGUAUGUCCAAGAUCUCCGCCCCCGGAGGAGAGAUAGAUGAUGACUUGACUCCACGGAACGUCCACUCUGGCAUGGAUGACAGUCUUGGUUUCCUGCCAACGUUUGGUCCAUGUUUUGUAAACCUAUACGGCAGCCCCAGAGAGUUCACCGCCUUCAAUGACCCCCAUGAGGCUCUUAACUUGGGAAAAGGGGAGGGCGUGGCAUACCGAGGCCGGGUUUUACUGGAACUUACCACGAAACUGGUGGACAAGCCGGAGCAAAAAACUGAAGACAUACCCUCAGAUGAUCUUUUGGUGGUGGAGAAGUUUCUCAGGAAGAGGAAGUUCUCGCUCUUCGUUGCAUUUUACUCGGCCACUCUCCUCCAGGACGUCGACGACGCCAUCCAGUUUGAAGUCAGCAUCGGCAACUACGGCAACAAGUUCGACUACACCUGCCUUCCUCUGGCCUCCACUACUCAGUUUAGCAGGGCAGUGUUUGACGGUUGCCACUACUACUACCUCCCAUGGGGAAAUGUUAAGCCGGUGGUUGUUCUCUCUUCUGAGUGGGAGGACAUCAAGCCAAGGAUCGAGGCUCUCAACAUGUUGCUGGCCAUCACAGACAGGCUGGAGGCGAACCUGCAGAGGGUGCAGCUGGCAGUAAAGGCUGGCGGCGAUCUGGAGGAGGUGGAGCUCAGAGUGGUGGAGUUGUUGGAUCAGCUUAUCAGUGACUGCAGUGAUGAGCUGCCCUCACUCGAUCAGUGGCAGUGUGCAACGCCUCUGGAUCGCUCGCUGAGGCACGUUCGUACCCUCCACCUGCAGCAGAUCGCCGCGGCGGCGCUGGCUCUCAAACACGGCCCGGAGACUGAGCUCUCCACGAUGCUGGAGCAGGCUGAGGACUGGGCCAACAGGCUGAGGACCAUGACUGAAGAGCCCCAGAACAGCCUUCCAGACAUCGUGAUAUGGAUGUUGCAGGGUGACCGCAGGGUAGCGUACCACCGCAUCCCAGCACACACCGUCAUCUUCUCCCAGCAGCACUGUGGGAAACACUGCGGUCAGCUGCAGACUGUCUUUCUUAAGUGUCCACAGGGCAGUGGAGGAGAAGCCAAACUUCCCGGUCAGUUGAGGGUUAAAGUUUGGUUUGGAUUGGCUGCUGAUGUCAAACACUUCAAUGAAUACGCUGAAGGAAAACUGUCUGUCUUUGCCGAGGCGUAUGAGAACCAGACACGGCUCGCCCUGGUGGGCAGCUGGGGAACUACAGGUUUAACCUACCCCAAGUAUAGCGACAUCACCGGGAGAGUUAAACUGCCCAAAGAGAGUUUCAAACCCUCGCCCGGCUGGUCCUGGGCUGGAGACUGGUACAUCAGCCCCGAGAGGACACUCCUGUUUGAUGUGGAUGCCGGUCACAUGACCUUCACAGAGGAAGUGUUUGAAAACCAGAUGAGGCUACCAGGUGGCCAGUGGAUUGGCAUGCAGGAAGGAUACACGGAUGUGAACGGGGAGAAGGCGGUGCCAAAGGACGAGAUUGAGUGUCCACCAGGUUGGGUAUGGGAGGAGGUGGAGUGGAGUGAGGAUCUCAACAGGGCUGUGGAUGAUCAAGGCUGGGAGUACGGCAUCACCAUUCCCCCAGACCGGCGUCCCAAGUCGUGGGUGCCGGCAGAGAAGAUGUACCACACCAACCGACGGAGACGAUGGAUACGGAUGAGGCGACGAGACCAGCAGAAGAUGGACGCUCUGAGAAAGCAGCGUCCAGACGAGGUGGAGAGGGAGGGCUGGGAGUACGCCUCGCUUUUUGGCUGGAGGUUCCACCUCAAGCCCAGGAAGACAGACAGCUUCAGGAGGCGCAGAUGGAGGCGCCGCAUGGAGCCGCUGGAGAAGACAGGACCGGCAGCCAUUUUUGCCCUUGAGUGUUCUCUGAGCAGUAUAGAGGACAAGAAUGAAGACAAGUCAGUUACGACCACGUUUGGAGUCAACAGGCCUACCAUUUCCUGUUUCUUUGAGCGUGGCACUCGAUACCAUCUGCGCUGCUAUCUGUACCAAGCCAGAGACCUGCUGCCCAUGGACAAAGACAGCUUCUCAGACCCCUACGCGAUCGUAUCCUUCCUCCAUCAAUCCCAGAAGACGGUGACGGUGCGAAACACUCUCAAUCCCACCUGGGACCAGACGCUCAUCUUCUAUGAAGUGGAGAUUUUUGGCGACUCCGAGGUCACGAUGGCCAGCCCCCCCAAUAUUAUAGUGGAACUCUACGAUCAGGACACAUACGGAGCUGAUGAGUUCAUGGGUCGCUGCGUGUGCCAGCCCUCACUGACUCGGUCGCCACGCCUGGCCUGGUUCCCAAUUCGCAGAGGGGACAAGAACGCUGGCGAGCUGCUGGCUGCCUUUGAGCUUAUACGCAGAGAAAAGCCGUCACUUCACCAUAUUCCAGGUCAAGAGGGAGAUUUCCUGACUUCCACCCACAUCUUAGAUGAGCUGAUGUUUCCAGGAUUCCUCUCUGAAAACCUGCAGCAAUGGCCGGAGGAGUCAGACCUUCCCUACCCACCGCCUCAGAGAGAGCCAAAUGUCUUCAUGAUUCCUCAGGGAAUCAAACCUGUUCUGCAGAGAACCGCCAUCGAGAUUUUAGCAUGGGGCGUCCGGAACCUGAAGAGCUUCCAGCUGGCCAGCGUUACCUCCCCCAGCCUGCAGGUGGAGUGUGGAGGCAGCAUGGUCCAGAGCUGCGUCAUCCGCAGUGUGAAGAAGAAGCCUAACUUUGACAUUAAUACGCUUCUCCUUGAUGUGAGACUUCCCCAAGAGGAGCUCUACAUGCCGCCAAUUGUCAUCAAAGUCAUUGACAAUCGUCAGUUUGGGAGGAAGCCGGUGGUUGGGCAGUGCACCAUCCGCUCGCUGGAGGAGUACCGCUACAACCAAGAAGAUGAGCAAGCUGUGGAGUUGGAGGGAGAGGAGGAAGGAUGGAGACGUGAGACGCCCCAUUUAAUUUCUGGGGAGGUUUUUAUUGACAUCGAUGAUGAGCAGCCGCUUGUGUCUGACCAGCUUGCGGAUGGAACCAGUUCUGCUAUCAUUAACCUUUCAACCUCUAGUUCCAGCCUUCAUGGAGAAGAGAUUAUGGACUGGUGGAGUAAGUUCUACGCAUCGACUGGAGAGAAAAACAAGUGCGCGACUUAUCUGGAGGAAGGCUUUGACACUCUCAAGGUGUAUGACCGGGAGCUGGAGAAGAUCGAGGAUUUUAAAGGACUCUCUGAUUUCUGCCAAACAUUCAAACUGUACAGAGGAAAGACUCAAGAUGAAGGAGAAGAUCCCUCAGUGGUGGGAGAGUUCAAGGGCAUGUUUAAGAUCUACCCCCUGCCAGAUGACCCCGGUGCCCCUGUUCCCCCAAGGCAGUUCAGAAAGCUGCCUCCCAAUGGCAUCGAGGAGUGCUUGGUCAGAGUCUACAUCAUCCAGGCUCAUGGACUCCAGCCCAAAGACCCCAAUGGGAAGUGUGACCCGUAUGUGAAGAUCAUGCUGGGGAAGAAGUCAGUCAACGACCAUGAAAACUACAUCCCCUGUACACUGGACCCAGUCUUUGGAAAGAUGUUUGAGCUCACGUGUUCUCUCCCACUGGAAAAGGACCUUCGCGUGAUGCUGUACGACCACGACAUGCUCACCAAAGACGAGAAGAUCGGCGAGACGGUGAUUGACCUGGAGAACCGCUUCCUGUCCAAAUAUGGAGCCAUGUGUGGCCUGCCACAGUCAUAUCAUGUAUCUGGAGUAAACCAGUGGCGAGACCAGCUGACACCCACGCAGCUGCUAUACAGAUUCUGUGAGAGAAGAAAUCUGCGGAAGCCAGUCUAUGAAGACGAAGCAGUCCGCUUCAAAGGAGAACGAUACAUCGCUGCCGACCUCGAGGACAAAAAUGUGUCCAAACGUCAUCUUGGCCCAAUUAAGGAGCGACUGUCCCUUCACAUCUUGAGGAAACUGGGAUUGGUACCCGAACAUGUGGAAACCAGACCACUCUACAGCCCGCUCCAACCUGACAUAGAGCAGGGGCGUCUGAUGAUGUGGGUUGACCUCUUCCCCAAGUCUCUGGGACCACCUGGACCGCCGUUCAACAUCACGCCACGAAAGGCCAAAAAGUUCUUCCUGCGUUGCAUCAUCUGGAACACCAGUGAUGUCAUCCUGGAUGAUGUCAGCAUCAGCGGGGAGAAGAUGAGCGACAUUUAUGUCAAAGGCUGGCUCGACGGACAUGAACACAACAAGCAGAAGACAGACGUCCACUACCGCUCUCUGGGAGGAGAGGGGAACUUCAACUACAGAUUCCUGUUUCCCUUCAACUACUUACCAGCAGAGCAACUGUGCGUCGUCGACAAAAAGGAACAUUUCUGGAGUCUGGAUAAAGCCGAGACUAAACUGGCUCCUAAACUGACCAUUCAGAUCUGGGACAACGACAAGUUCUCCUUUGACGACUACCUAGGUCACCUGGUGAUGGACCUGAACCACAUGUUGCGUCCAGCAAAGUCUCCAGAGAAGUGUACCCUUCAGGUGCUCGACCAGCCACCGGACAAACUGGUGUCUCUGUUUGAACAGAAGACUGUCAAAGGCUGGUGGCCCUGCACCUGCGAGAACAAUGGAGAGAAGAUCAUUGCUGGGAAGGUGGAGAUGUCUCUGGAGAUAGUGACAGAGCAGGAGCAAGAGGAGAGACCAGCCGGCCUCGGCAGAGAUGAACCCAACAUGAACCCUCACCUGGAGGAGCCUCAGCGUCCAGAGACAUCCUUCCUGUGGUUCUCCUCCCCUUACAAGACCCUCAAAUACAUCCUGUGGAGACGGUUCAAGUGGUUCAUCAUUCUCUUCAUUUUCCUCUUCUUCAUUAUCCUCUUCCUUGGAGUCUUCCUCUACUCCUUCCCGAACUAUGCUGCCAUGAAGAUGGUGGGACCAUUUGGACCAGCCAAGGAAACAACUUAAGAUGAGGAGCAUUUGAAGGAAAAGA
Molecule: messenger RNA, 8820 nt
Organism: Haplochromis burtoni (Burton's mouthbrooder)
Lineage: Eukaryota; Metazoa; Chordata; Actinopteri; Cichliformes; Cichlidae
Gene: dysf
Product: dysferlin, limb girdle muscular dystrophy 2B (autosomal recessive)
Exons: 57
Coding region: 2403-8795 (2130 amino acids)
Biological process (GO): vesicle fusion; T-tubule organization; monocyte activation involved in immune response
Cellular component (GO): membrane; T-tubule; cytoplasmic vesicle
Molecular function (GO): calcium-dependent phospholipid binding; calcium ion binding
Source: RefSeq, a predicted model, not a curated record